UUUAAGGACACCCGGGCCCCCUGCCUUUCUCGUUCAAGGGACUCGCAAGCAAGGCUGUUCUCAAGGAGGGUCAGGCUGUCCCGGCGAGAGCUGGCGCGGACAAAGCGGGCCAAUCCAUUACAUAACCGCGAGGCGUCCCUCGACUCCCGCGCCCCCCACCCCUCGCGGAGCCGGAGUGGGUAGAGCAGAUCCAGCGAGAAUUCCCUUUGCCCGCAGGGCAGAGAGCGCACAGCGGAGCUGACGGGGCUGAACUUGACCGUGCAUUUCGGGGGCCGACCACUGGCUUUUCCUCGCGACGCUCCCUUCCUCCGGUUUUGCUCGCGGGGCCCCGCUAGCGCCUCCGCCCCGUCUGCUCCCCGCCCCUCGGAAGCGCGGAUCGCUGCGCCUGCAGCCGGGGAAGGGGCCACCACUCAGGACCCGGCACUGUGAGUGCGCCCCGGGGUUAUGUCCACGCGCCACCGCCAGGGUUGGAGCGGGCGCCAUGAGAUGGCCAGUAAUCCAUACAGCAGGUAGCAUUCUAUGCCAAUCUUGAAUGCCAACAGGAAGUCACUGGACAGCUUAUUCUUCCAACAUCAAAACUGGGCUGUAGUAGUGAUUUGGAAAAUAAGAAAAAGAAUUGAAGCCAUGUCAAAAGUAAACAGAGCUCGGUCCAUCUCCCCUCCAGAUGGAGGCUGGGGCUGGAUGAUCGUAGCUGGCUGUUUCCUAGUCACCAUCUGUACUCGGGCAGUAACCAGAUGUAUUUCCAUUUUUUUUGUGGAGUUCCAGACAUACUUUGCUCAGGAUUAUGCACAAACAGCUUGGAUCCAUUCCAUUGUAGACUGCAUGACCAUGCUCUGUGCUCCACUUGGGAGUCUUAUCAGCAACCACUUUUCCUGCCAAGUGGGAAUCAUUCUGGGUGGCUUGCUCGCAUCCACUGGUCUCAUCCUGGGCUCAUUUGCCACCAGCCUGAAGCACCUCUACCUCACUCUUGGCAUUCUUACAGGUCUUGGAUUUGCACUUUGUUACUCUCCAGCUAUCGCCAUGGUCGGCAAAUAUUUCAGAAGACGGAAAGCCCUUGCGUAUGGAAUCGCCAUGUCAGGAAGUGGGAUUGGCACCUUCAUCCUGGCCCCCGUGGUUCAGCUCCUCAUCGAACAAUUUUCCUGGCGGGGAGCACUACUCAUCCUCGGGGGCUUUGUUUUGAAUCUCUGCGUUUGCGGGGCCUUGAUGCGGCCAAUUACUAUUAAAGAGGAGCGGCUAAGGCCGGAACAGAGUCAAGCCUGCCCAGCUCAGAAGCAAGACUGUAAGCAGGAGUCUCCCUGUUCAACGUUGACCAAAGCAUGGACCCAGCCCCGCCUUUGUUGCUCCUUACAGCAGGAAUACAGUUUUUUGCUGCUGUCAGACUUCGUGGUGUUAGCCAUCUCUGUUCUGUUUAUGGCUUAUGGCUGCAGCCCUCUCUUUGUGUACCUGGUGCCUUACGCUUUGAGUGUUGGAGUGAGUCACCAGCAAGCUGCUUUUCUAAUGUCCAUGCUUGGGGUGAUUGACAUUAUUGGCAAUAUCACGUUUGGAUGGCUAACCGACAGGAGGUGUCUGAAGAACUACCAGUGUGUUUGCUACCUCUUCGCCGUGGGACUAGAUGGGCUCUGUUAUCUCUGUCUCCCGAUGCUUCAGAGUUUCCCCCUGCUUGUGCCUUUCUCUUGUACCUUUGGCUACUUUGACGGUGCCUACGUGACUUUGAUCCCCGUAGUGACGGCAGAAAUCGUGGGGACCACCUCAUUGUCGUCAGCACUCGGCGUGGUGUACUUCCUUCAUGCGGUGCCGUAUUUGGUGAGCCCGCCCAUUGCAGGGUGGCUGGUGGACAUGACUGGCAGCUACACUGCAGCAUUUCUUCUCUGUGGCUUUUCAAUGAUAUUUAGUUCUGUGCUGCUUGGCUUUGUUAGACUUGUAAAGAAGAUGAAAAAACCCCAGCUGCAGCUCAUUGCCAAAGAAUCUGAUCCCAAGCUGCAGCUAUGGACCAAUGGCUCGGAGGCUUUUUCUGUAGCAAGAGAAUUAGAUCAAAAAAACGGGGACUCUGUGGUUGCGGCAGUGUCUGGCUACAACCCCACAUGACCAUGGCCGUGAGUGAGCGUGGGAACGAAUCUUCAGGGAUGAGAGAGGUGGGAUCAUGUUUCUGAACACAUUUGUACAUGCUUUCAAGCAUUUUAUUUUGCAGAAGCAUUGCUUUUCAAGAAAAUCAUUAUUUUGUUAACAUGCCUAAUGGUGAAAGUAGCAAAUAACAAAGUAAGUUGACUGGCUCAGAGUUUCCUCAUUUGGGGUUUGGAUUCACAAUUUAACUCGCACCUUUUUGACGAUGAGCUUCACUUCAUGGAGGAAAUGAAGACGUAACUGCUGUUGUCAAGUGGUCAUUAGAUGCUGCUUCAAGAUUCGACUGAAGUAGAUGACCCUGGGCUGUCUUAAACUCUCUGCCUCACUAUCUUCCCUGCUCCAUUAGGAGGUGAAAGGAAACACUAACAUGAGUUUUGUUACUUAAUCAGGCUGUUCUCAGAAGGAGAAUGAGCUUGGCUGUGGUACUGGAAGGAAAAGCUGCCUAAACCUUUCUGUAGUGGAGUUUCUCAUUAGCGACUAUUUAAUUUUUUUUUCUUUUCCCACUUGUUUUUCUUUCCUUUCCCUCUUAUUCUUCCCUCUUCUUAUUGCCAGCCUUUCCUCUGCCAGUGGGUAGAUACCACUUUGAGACUCCAAAGAAUCAUGGACUACUAUGGCUGAAGUAAGCCUUAAGGCUUGGCUGGUAAGAUCGUCCUUAAAAGUUGUCCCCUGGAAACUGCAAAUGCAUUUCCUAAGACUGUGCCCUUGGUGUUAACCUUUGUGACCAUUUCAUAUCGUACUUACUCUAAAUUAAGGCAAAUGUAGUGAGUCCCAAAGGCAACUUCUCAGUUUUACCUGUAAUGUUGACACCAAUACUUCCCGUAUUUUUCAUUAGAAAUAAAGCUCUGAUUUAAAUUGUAGACACAUUCCUGUUACGAACACAAAAAUGUUGGCUAUCUUCCAACCAGGCAGGGAUUCAGUUCUUGAAACAGGUCUCUGGUGAGUGUUUGCGUUUUUUUAAAAAAUCAGACAGUUAGGUUUAUCAUUAACCCAAAACAAGACAUGUGUGAUUUUGCCUGAAGAAAGGUGAGACUCCUUUCUGCUUGUGUUACUCAUGGUUCCAUUGUCCACUGGUCUUCAUCUUUUUGCUGGAUAAUCAUUGAAAACUUGGUGGACUUUUUCAGCUGAAUGAGAAGGCUUCAGGGCUUGGCCUGCGAAUCCUAAACCCUCUCGUUAAAGUGUAGCUUUGGUCAGGGACAAUGCUCACAAACCUUAACUCUUCGGAUUAGACUAAUCUCUUCUAUUCUAAGUGCUCAACUUUUCCAGGUUUGGGGUAUGUUCUGUCAUAGGGUGUGGAGAGAACAGAGAAAGGCAAUCCCCAGUAUGUCUCCAACCACUUUAAGUCCACAGAAUUAUAAAUCUAAGUCACAACUCUUGUCACACCCAUGAAUAGGGAUUUGUGAUACAAUUGAAUGGAUUUUCAUUAUUCAAAAUUUAAAAUCUUCAUCUCAAGGAAAGAUUUUGACCCUAAAGGCUAUUGACUUCUCUAUCACCCAGGAGGCCUCACAAAUGCUUUCACACCUUCCAGGGGUACCCUGAGGAAAGACACAGCCGGGAGGAAGAGCCUGGGCCAAUUGUUCAUGUUCAGCUAGAGUUUUGUCUAUAACUGUAUUAUUUCAUGAAAUUACAUGUUAAUACAUUGUGUUCAGAAUGAAAUACUGACUUGAUUUGGUGGGAGAAAACUGUAUGUACUAUUUCACAGUUGUUUCCCCCUAAAAAUUUGAAUGCUCCUUUUUAGUUUAAACAUAGUUUGAGAAUUUAGUUUUGAAUCUAUUUACUUUGUCAUUUACAAUUUAAAUAUAAAGUUUGAAAAUAUUUGUAAGAAGUCAAAGUUAAAAUGAAGUUAUAUGUGUUCGGAGUAACAAUUUCAUGUCAUUCAUUUUUCAACAGUGUCAGUAACAUUUAAGUGUCAUUCUUAAAUCUUAGAAUCCAAAGAGUUUUUGAAUAUGACUAUUAUAAAUAUUAUACAUACUUUUUCCUAUUGAUGAUCACAGUAAAAUUUUGUGUGUUUCUGCAAUUUAAGUUCUCUGAGUUAUAAAUAUCCAUGAAAAAUACACAUAGAGAUCAGAACUUCUAAAAAAUUGUAUAAGAUAUUUAGGAUAGUUUGACUUUAUACUGUCAUAAAUUUAUACUUUUCUUUUGGGAGCAGGACUUUUAGUAAGGAAAAUGUAAAUCUUUGAGUCUACCAUUGUCAUCUACAUAAAAUUCUACUGUUAAGAUUCCAUGUGCUUGUACUGUUUAUUUAAAAACGUAUGGGAACAAAAUGGUGGUGAGAUGAUUCUGCAUAUUAAAUUUGUAUCUAAAUUAAAUUUUUAAAAUUUAUAUUAUUUAUGUCUCCACUUUGAAUAGAAAAGCAAAAGAAACUUCUGUAGAGACACUGAACCGUCAAGCCUUUUCCUGCCCAGAUUGUGGUUUCACUAGUGGAUCAGAUACUUACUUCCUUAUUAAGGAAAUAAUGUUAUUUUCUUAAUAAGGAAAUAUUAUUUUCUUAAUAAGGAAAUAAUAAAUAUUUAUCUUAAUAAGGAAAUUUCAAAAGCAUAAUAAAGUGAAUUUCUAAUUGUGUUUGGAAAACCCUUUUUGCUAUGCACAACAGGUUUGGAUUAGAUGAUGUGUGGGCCUGUCUGGGUCAUGCUAAGUUGUAGUUGGCAUAUAAAGAUAUGAUAUGCAAUCAAAUAAUUUACAAAAAUCAGCCAUUUAUGGAGGACUUCUAAUGUGUUAGCUGCUGUGUAUGCACAUCCUGUACACUGUUAUGUUCAGUCUCCGUAAUAACCUCCGUAAUAUUACUGUCCUCAUUUCAUACAUGUGGAAACUGAGGCACCAGGCCCCACAGCACGUGUUGCAGCAGCCACUGCACACGAGGGCCUCAAGUGCAACCUCUGGAACUAGGCAGCUUUUUGAUGCUGGAGCCCAGAGCCUGCCUUUAGUGGCUACUUGGAGCCUCCUCAAGAAGCCACUUAGAAACAACCAUCUUGUGCUGUUAAACUGCUUUGGUUAUGUUUCCCACUUCCAAUUAGUAUAGAUAGGAAGGCUCUAGGUUGGAAAUUUCAAAGAACUUUCUCAAGAGUUUGAUUUUAGAAAGGUCAGUCCUUACAGGCAUUUAAUUUGCUAUCUGUGAUUCAAGUUUCUCUCGGGAAGUAUUUGUGUUAUCCCAAAAGUGACUUCCACUUUUGCAUACCAAAGUCAUGCUUUCUUAAUAGGACUUGAGUUCUUUCUGAAGUGUCUGUACCAUUGGCAGUAGUGAUGAUGAUAGGAAUAUCUGAUUGGCAUUUAUUUUCCUGUUCCCCAUGGGUCUAGUUCUGAAAUUGCAUUUUGAGAUGGAAUAGUAGCAAUUCAAAAUAAAGAGCUGAGUUUCUC
Messenger RNA from Condylura cristata (star-nosed mole), 5472 nucleotides. It is a transcript of the gene SLC16A12, whose product is annotated as solute carrier family 16, member 12. The record is from RefSeq and is a predicted model, not a curated record. The coding region runs from base 520 to 2085 and encodes 521 amino acids. NCBI's taxonomy places the organism in Eukaryota, Metazoa, Chordata, Mammalia, Eulipotyphla, Talpidae. Gene Ontology annotation, biological process: transmembrane transport; monocarboxylic acid transport. Gene Ontology annotation, molecular function: monocarboxylic acid transmembrane transporter activity. The transcript has 7 exons.